AUGCUCAAGAUCGUGAGAGAUGUUAGAAUCAAUAGCAAAGCCGCAAAGUUUUAUAAAUUUAACAAAUCCAACAGUAACAGGUUAUAUGCAACAAACAAAGAGAUCGUGUCAUCCGCAGAUGUGGUCGUAAUAGGUGGAGGAAUUGCUGGUUGUAACACUUUGUAUCAAUUGACAAAGAGAGGUGUUAACGCUGUUUUGUUGGAUAGAGCUAAGAUUACAAGCGGUACAACAUGGCACACGGCAGGACUGGUAUGGUCACUGCGUCCUUGCGAUUUAGAAGUGAGGUUGCUACGAGAUUCGAGGACAGUUUACAGCAAUUUAGAGAAGGAAACAGGCGAUUAUGCUGGUUGGAUCAACAAUGGAGGGAUGUUCAUUUCUCGCAGCAAGGUGCGAACACAAGAGUAUUUGAGAUUGCACACUUUGGGUAAAGCAAUGGGCAUACCAAGCCAAGUUUUGAAUCCCGAUGAAGCGAAAAAUUUAUUCCCAUUGUUGGACCCGUCGGUUUUUAAAAUGGCUUUGUACUCCCCAGAAGAUGGAACUAUUGACCCUGCUAUGGCAUGCAGUGCUUUAGUGAAGGCUGCAACUAAAAAUGGUGGAAAGAUAUACGAAGAUUGUCCAGUGCUAGACAUACAUUACGCGCACAACUUUCUGGGCAAUAAAGAGGUGACUGCCGUACACACUGAUAAAGGAGUUAUCAAAACUAAAUGUGUUGUCAACUGCGGGGGUGCGUGGGGCCCUCGCGUCGCUAGAUUUGCCGGCAUACCAUCGCUGCCGAUAGUGCCGUUUAAGCAUGCAUACGUUGUAUGCGAUGCUACACCAGAAGUGCGCGGUGGUCCGAACAUUAGAGACCACGACGUCAACUUGUAUAUUAAAGUCCAAGGAGAGUCGUGCCACGUUGGAGGGUACGAGGCAAAUCCACAUAUGUUGGACCAGGUUCCUGAUAACUUGCAGUUCCACCUGUACGACUUAGAUUGGGACGUGUUUGGCGUGCACAUGAACAGUGCGACCACUUUGUGUCCCAAGCUGGCCACGGUGGGCGUCAAGAGCACAGUUUGUGGACCGGAAUCCUUCACGCCGGACCACAAACCUCUACUGGGCGAAGAUCCCAACGUCUUCGGUUUAUAUCACAACUGCGGUUACAAUUCCGCUGGCAUGAUGUUUUCGGCUGGCUCCGCCAUACAAAUGGCGGAGUGGAUUAUAACUGGACGGCCGAGCUACAACAUGUUCGCGUUCGACGUGCGCCGCUUCACGCCCGCGCAGCUGUCGCGGCCGCACUGGGUGCGCGAGGCCAGCCACGAGUCGUACGUGCGCAACUACGGCGUGGUGUUCCCGCACGACGAGCGGCUCGCCGGCCGCGACGCGAGCCACGACGCGCUGCACCAGGAGCUGGUCGACGCCGGCGCGGUGAUGCAGACGAGGGCGGGCUGGGAGCGGCCCGGGUUCUACGUGCCCGGCGAGAAGAUUCGCGUACAACAAUACGAUUGGGGCGGCACAAACGACUAUCCGCGUAACCUGGACCAACGCUACGAGGAGGUUCUAAAAGGCGACUACACUUUCGACUUUUCGAAACACCAUGACCUGAUCGGAAGGGAGGCUUUGGCCUGUAGGAAUGCAGCGGCCUUGUUUAACAUGUCGUAUUACGGCAAAUUUUACUUGACCGGGCCCGACGCGCAACGCACUGCCGAGUUGGCGUUUACCGCGGACUUAAGAAAGAAUGAUGAUAGGGUCGUCUAUUCACUUCUGCUCAACGAUAAAGGCGGGGUUGAGGGGGAUGUAACUGUCAGCAUUCUAGAUGGUGGCACCGGACAGCUGCACGGACCUAUUUUCAAAGGUCGCGGCUACUAUGUGGUGUCGAGUGGCUUCAGCGCGAUGCACACGCUAGCGCAACUCCGAAAAGUAAUACAAACACACAAACUCAGAGCCAAUAUAACCGAUGUUUCGAAGCAACUUUGCAUUCUAAGUGUGCAAGGACCCGACAGUCAGCGGAUCUUGCAGCGCUACACUGACGCCGGCCUUUCGAAUGACGCUUUCCCGGUGAACACACACCGCAACAUACACGUGUCGCGGACGCCUUAUUCCGUAGAAAAUAAGACGUACACUUGCCGAGCGCUCAGAGUCGGCUGGGCGGGCGAACUGGGAUGGGAGCUGCACGUCCCUUCUGCGAACGCCGUGCAAGUUUACAAGGCGCUGAGCGCCGCAAAGGGACUAAAGAGCGCCGGAUGGAGGGCAUUGACCUCUUUGAGCGCGGAAAAAGGUUAUCAUUUAUGGAAUUCCGACUUACGGUCGGACGACAAUCCAAUAGAAGCAAACUUAGGAUUUGCAUGCAGGAAGGACGGCGAAUAUAUUGGUAAUGAGCAUGUAUCGAAAGCAAAACGAAAUGGGGUCACUAAGAAAUACGCUUUCUUUACUCUCGAUGAUAAGGUGGCAGUUUUCGGUCAAGAGGCGAUCUUUAGGAACGGCGAACCAGUCGGAUACUUGAGGAGAGGCGACUACGCAUAUUACCUCGACAAGUCCAUCGGUAUAGGAUAUGUAAGCAACAACGGCUCGGCAGUGACAAAGAGUUACUUAAACGAAGGCGCCUACGAAAUUGAGGUCAUGGGUAGGAAACACAAGGCGAACCUCCAUUUAAAAUCGCCGUUUGAUCCGACCGGUCAAAGAAUACUUGGAAACUACGGCGAGCAGGGAAUGGACGAAAACGCGCACGAACCGCAUGCUGGACAAAAUGCGAGAGAUGGCGGCAGUGAA
Iphiclides podalirius (scarce swallowtail) is the source of this 2745-nucleotide messenger RNA. NCBI's taxonomy places the organism in Eukaryota, Metazoa, Arthropoda, Insecta, Lepidoptera, Papilionidae. The record is from the annotation of a GenBank genome assembly.